CAUAAUUUUUCAUUCACAUCUAUCCUAAAUUUUAACUUUUUUUAAAAAAAAUUCUUCUACACAAAACUUCUCUUCAAUAUUAAAUUUCUCUUCACAUGGAUCCUUCCGAUCCUUCCCACAUUGCAAAAAUGUUCAUGGAUUAUAUGAAUGAUGACAUCGAUGAAGAACUUGUGAGACUUUACUUUGAAAUUCAAGCGCAAGAAGGAGUUGUGAGCUCUAGCAGGCCGAGGCGUCAAAGAAGGAAUAUAGAGAGGAAUCGUGAAGAGGAACAUAAUCGAUUAUUCAAUGAUUACUUUUCAGAAGCUCCGGUAUACACAGAUGAGCAGUUCCGUCGAAGGUAUCGAAUGCAUAAACAUGUGUUCCUUCGUAUUGUUGAAGCUCUCAGUCAACAUGAUGAGUAUUUUCGGAUGACGGUUGACGCAAUAGGUAGAUCAAGUCUUUCACCGCUGCAAAAAUGCACUGUUGUUAUUCGUAUGUUGGCUUAUGGAGGAUCUGCUGAUAGUGUGGAUGACUAUUUAAGAAUUGGUGAAACAACAACACUAAAAUGUGUUGAUAAGUUUACAAGGGGUGUGAUUAGCAUAUUUGGGGCACAAUACCUGCGAAGGCCAACUACUGAAGACGUUGAACGCCUUCUACAGAUGGGAGAGGCACGCGACUUUCCCAGUAUGUUAGGGAGCAUUGACUGUAUGCAUUGGGAAUGGAAAAAUUGUCCCGUUGCUUUGAAAGGACAAUAUGUUCGAGGUGAUCAUGGUAAACCCACUAUUAUGCUCGAAGCAGUGGCUUCGCAAGAUUUAUGGAUUUGGCACGCAUUUUUUGGAGUAGCGGGUUCAUCCAAUGACAUCAAUGUGCUAAACCAAUCUCAUGUCUUCAAUGAUGUUCUCCAAGGGCAAGCUCUUGAGGUAAAUUUUACUGUUAAUACCAAAUACAACAUGGGCUACUAUCUAUCAGAUGGCAUUUAUCUGGAAUGGGCCACAUUUGUUAAAAGCAUCCCAAUGCCACAAGGGGAUAAGAGAAAAUUGUUUGCCCAACAUCAAGAAGGUGAAAGAAAGGAUAUUGAACGGGCAUUUGGAGUUCUUCAAUCUCGAUUUGCAAUCAUACGCAACCCGGCUCGAUCUUGGCAUUUGGAUGCACUAAAGCGUAUAAUAGAUACAUGCAUCAUAUUGCACAACAUGAUUGUUGAAGAUGAACGUGCUACAUAUGGUGGCAAUUUUGAUUAUUCUUAUGAUCAUUUUGGCAACGCAACUGCAGUACCCGAUGCUUCUAAUAUUGAUUUUCAAUAUUUCUUAUGUAGAAGAUUUCAUGUUCGUGAUAAGCAAAUUCAUCGUCACCUUCAACAAGACUUGGUAGAACAUAUAUGGGAACAUUUUAGGCCUAAAAAUAACCAUAAUUGA
Molecule: messenger RNA, 1391 nt
Organism: Trifolium pratense (red clover)
Lineage: Eukaryota; Viridiplantae; Streptophyta; Magnoliopsida; Fabales; Fabaceae
Exons: 1
Coding region: 96-1391 (431 amino acids)
Source: RefSeq, a predicted model, not a curated record